Molecule: messenger RNA, 2357 nt
Organism: Limulus polyphemus (Atlantic horseshoe crab)
Lineage: Eukaryota; Metazoa; Arthropoda; Merostomata; Xiphosura; Limulidae
Exons: 6
Coding region: 134-943 (269 amino acids)
Source: RefSeq, a predicted model, not a curated record
UGGGGUUGAAUAUUUCAACACACUUGUUGUCCAACCACACCGAAAGCUGGUGACCAACCAGGGUCAGAGUUACAACGUGCGUUGUAAGUACCAGAAAAAGGAGAAGACAAUUAAUUCCAACGUGGACGUCAACAUGUUAGGUACGACACCAGUGUAUGUCACAACUCCAAUGCCCGCCUGUACUAUGAAGAUUUUCCAUGUAGUUGCUGAUCAAGAAUUCGUUGCUGAGAAUGUGAAAAUUGGUGACCGUCUUACACUUGUUAUUAGCAUUGACGUUCAAGAUACCUACGGAAUGAAGGUGACAAACUGUUUAGUUCGGGAUGGCCUGAGCUGGGGAGAACAGCCUUUAAUUAACAACGAUGGGUGUCCCGUUGAUUCCGAGAUAAUGGGUCCAUUUGAGUACACUCUGAACAAAACCCGCGCUGUUGUUACGUUUCAAGCGCACAAAUUUCCCUACACAUCCUCUGUGUAUUACCAGUGUAACGUCAAGCUGUGUUUGAAGACAGACGGGAGCUGUGACGAUGUGCCUCCGCUGUGUGACGUCAGAGGCCGAAACCAGCUGAAGCGGCGAAGGAAAAGAGAGAGUGAAGUGGAAGAAGAAGGUAACUUGAAAGACUUACUACAAGAGGAGCAGGAUGUAAGAGACCUGAGCGUAGAGGUAUUUUCUGGUCUGCACGUCGAUGAAGUAGACAAUGUAGACGACGUGGACACUGAUGACCAGCCUAGAGUGACAGCAGUACCCUCAUCUGCCGAGGACGAGUUUUGUGUGUCUACAAGAAAGUUUGCUAUUGGUAUUGCCAUUGCUGGGGUCCUGUUAAUGUUAGCAGUCAUGUUAUUGGUAGCCUGUAUUCUCCAUCGUCGUCGCAGGAGAAAGGGGGCUAGUACAGCUGGCAGUUCUAUCUACUCUGGACCAUAUUCAAAUGCUGCCUAUAGCAGAGACUAGUAGAUGUGAUCAGCUGCUGGUCAGCUUGAUGACCAAGGGAGUUUCAACAUAGCAAUAGAUAUUGGGCUUGGAACCACCAACUGUUAAAAUAAUCCACAACAAAAAUAAAGUAACAGAUUACUUUUUUAGCCCUGGACCAAUCAUAUAUGAAAUUUACAACGAAUAUUAAUGAAAUUUUGACUAAUCUUUUUGUUCAUUUAUGAUGUUAAAUCAUUGUGUGUUACCAUUUAACCUGCAGAUAUUCAAACAACAAUUUUUGAAAUGUUUCAAGUGGCUUAAGUUUUUAAAAUCAAACUCAUUCAUUUGUCCAUUUGAUUUUAAUUAAUAGCACGUGUUACAAAUUGAUUUUUGGAUCAAGUUUUGGUUUGGGGCCUUUUCUAAUGUGCAUUCCUAGUUAUUGAACAAAAUUUGUAUACAGUCUCCAACACUGAGAAAAAAAAAAUUGGUCUAUAGAAACUUAAAAUUGGUGCUGAUACUUAUUAUCAUAUGGAAUUCUUGCAGGGCUACUGACUGGAUUAAUACAUUUUCCAUCAUUACGACCUAGCACCCUUAACAUCUAGAAUGUGGUGAUGGUUCAACAAUGUAGCUUUAUCUGGAACUAACAGCAUUUUGUAUGGUAAAAAAGAACUGAAAAAUUCGUGCCAAAACUCCUUUUUAUUAUUUUUUUAUAGUUAGAAUAUAGUGGAUUAAGUAGAUCCACUGGUUUCUCACCUAAUUAAAUCAAUUACAGUUCAGAAACACUAACACGCACAUAUAUUAUUAAAAUUUAAACAGCUGUGAGAAUAUAGCAUCAGAAUAUUCAGAUUUAUUUUUCAAUCAUCGGGUUGGGGUCAACAGUGGAAAAUGAAGAUCAAUAUGAUGUUUGGUCCUUCCGAGGAAUCUAAAUCUCAUGUGCAAACACACAUCAAAAUAUGAAAAAAUGCUAACUUUUGUACGUUACAAUCAGCCCAAAUAGGCAGCUACAAUAAGGUGAAGGGUUCGGUGAAAGUGGGUUGUGUUAUUUACUAUGUUACCACCAUAUUUGUGUUAUUUUUGUGUUGGGUUUAUUGUAUAGUGUCUGUAGAUCAUUAACAAUGGAAGAAUCUCUUCUACUUGCCGCUAUGGAAAGCCAUCUCGGGCUCCAAAAUUUCCAGUGAUAUAUGUAUACACACACACACCUUAAUUCUGUAUACAGGUAAAAUGGAGAUUUUCUUCCAACUUUUAUUUAUUUUUAUGUUUCAAUAAUACACUUGAAAAAAUACAAUGGAUAACCGAAGAGUGCUGUCCACUGGAUAUUUUCUCUUUGUCUUACUUCUGCCUGUUUAUGUGGGGCAGAGUUCAGAAAUCUAUGGUGCUAUAAGUAGUUGUACAAAACAAUUAAUUAGCUGUGAUUUUGUAAUAUUUAGCUACGUUCUUAUAAAUAAACACAUUCUCU